Molecule: messenger RNA, 2367 nt
Organism: Neurospora tetraspora
Lineage: Eukaryota; Fungi; Ascomycota; Sordariomycetes; Sordariales; Sordariaceae
Exons: 4
Coding region: 427-2013 (528 amino acids)
Cellular component (GO): mitochondrion; oxoglutarate dehydrogenase complex
Molecular function (GO): dihydrolipoyl dehydrogenase (NADH) activity; flavin adenine dinucleotide binding
Source: RefSeq, a predicted model, not a curated record
CAGGAGAGCGCGCAAUGGAGGUACCUGGCUUGACCGCCCGUCCCGCUUAGCACUGGCAUUAGGCAGUACGUACAUUACCUAAGUAGCAGGCACUACCUCUACCUACUCCGCUCUGCGCUGUCUCGAGCGGGCAAGUUUGGGGACGGGCACGGUGGAAAGCGGGUGCCCUCUGAGCGAUGUGAGCCUCUGACGGGCUGGCAACCCGAACAAGUGGGACUGGACAUUUUUCGCUUCCCGUGAAUAGCUUCCGCCUCGAAUCCCAACAAUUGUCUCUCGCGCGGCGUUUUGCAGUUCAGUACACACUCUCGACCUCUCACCAUCGAAUCGCAUUCCCUGCUUCCCCGGGCAUCUCUCUGUAGUGUGCUCGUUCGUUCGAAUCUUUCCUGUUUCCGUUUUUAGUUUUCCAUUCAGCACAUAUCUUUCACCAUGCUGUCCCAGAGAUUAAUAGGCCGUGCUGCCGUCCGGUCCGCCUUCAAGCCCUCGGGGCUCCCCGUCGUCGUUUCUCCCAAGUUGAGGAGGACCUAUGCGACCGAGUCUGGUCUGUUUGCCAAUAUCAAGAGCUGGUUCUCGUCAAAGGAUUCUGGUCGGCUGACUGUUGAUGUGCCUGUAGAGGAGAAGGAUCUCGUCAUCAUUGGUGGUGGUGUCGCUGGCUAUGUUGCUGCCAUCAAGGCCGGCCAGGAGGGUCUCAAGGUCGCCUGUAUCGAGAAGCGCGGCACCCUCGGCGGUACCUGCCUGAACGUCGGCUGCAUUCCCUCCAAGUCGCUCCUCAACAACUCCCAUCUCUACCACCAGAUCCUCCACGACUCGAAACACCGCGGUAUCGAGGUCGGCGAUGUCAAGCUCAACCUUGCCCAGCUCAUGAAGGCCAAGGAGCAGUCCGUCAGCGGUCUCACCAAGGGUGUUGAGUUCCUCCUCAAGAAGAACGGCGUCGAGUACAUCAAGGGCACCGGCACUUUCGCCGAUGAGCACACCGUCAACGUCAAGCUCAACGACGGCGGCGAGACCGCCGUCAAGGGCAAGAACAUCCUUAUCGCCACUGGCUCCGAGGUCACCCCCUUCCCCGGCCUCGAGAUCGACGAGAAGCGCGUCAUCAGCAGCACUGGCGCCAUUGCUCUUGAGAAGGUCCCCGAGAAGAUGCUCGUCAUCGGUGGUGGUAUCAUUGGUCUCGAGAUGGCUUCCGUCUGGUCCCGUCUCGGCGCCGAGGUCACCGUCAUCGAGUUCCUCGAACAGAUUGGUGGCCCCGGCAUGGACCUUGAGGUCGCCAAGUCCAUCCAGAAGAUCCUGAAGAAGCAGGGCAUCAACUUCAAAACCGGCACCAAGGUCGUUUCCGGUGACAAGACUGGCGAGAUCGUCAAGCUCGAGGUCGACUCCGCCAAGGGUGGCAAGCCCGAGACUCUCGAGGGUGACGUCGUUCUUGUCGCUAUUGGCCGCCGCCCCUACACCGAGGGUCUCGGCCUCGAGAACAUUGGCCUCGAGAAGGACGAGCGCGGCCGUGUCAUCAUCGACUCCGAGUACCGCACCCAGAUCCCCCACAUUCGCUGCGUUGGUGAUGUCACCUUCGGCCCCAUGCUUGCCCACAAGGCCGAGGAGGAGGCCGUUGCUGCCAUUGAGUACAUCAAGAAGGGUCACGGCCACGUCAACUACGGCUGCAUUCCCUCGGUCAUGUACACCUUCCCCGAGGUUGCCUGGGUUGGCCAGUCCGAGCAGGAGCUCAAGAAGGCCGGUAUCCCCUACCGCGUCGGUACCUUCCCCUUCAGCGCCAACUCCCGCGCCAAGACCAACCUCGACACUGAGGGUAUGGUCAAGAUGAUCGCCGACCCCGAGACCGACCGUAUUCUCGGUGUUCACAUCAUCGGCCCCAACGCCGGUGAGAUGAUUGCUGAGGGUACCCUUGCCCUCGAGUAUGGCGCUUCCAGCGAGGAUAUUGCCCGCACCUGCCACGCUCACCCUACCCUCGCCGAGGCUUUCAAGGAGGCCGCCAUGGCCACCUACUCCAAGGCCAUCCACUUCUAAGCAGCUGGAGCUUUUUGGCGUUGAAUGGGUAUGAGCACGGAAUAAUGUGCUGUCUGGAUUUCUAGCAAUGGGAGUAUGGAAAGAGGAUGGGAGGAGGUGUGUACUUGUACUGUAGUCACGGGCUUUCCCUUAAAGGUUUAAUAGGGGAUUUUCACUACGACAUGCUAAAUAGACGCCGCUUGUUGGUUGGACUAGGGUUGUUUGGCCUUGCGGGCCCUGGUUAGGCUCGAGACUCGAUGAAUACACGAGAUUUUCAAAGAUACAGAAAAGCUAGUUGCCAAAUGGGAAGGCUGGGGGCUGCUGGUUAUUUUAUGUUAGCAUUGAGUUAUAGAAGGUUGUGGAUUUUUGGAUCAC